Penicillium hordei is the source of this 369-nucleotide messenger RNA. Its product is annotated as acyl carrier protein. Lineage: Eukaryota; Fungi; Ascomycota; Eurotiomycetes; Eurotiales; Aspergillaceae. Bases 1 to 369 code for a protein of 122 amino acids. The transcript has 2 exons. The record is from RefSeq and is a predicted model, not a curated record.
AUGAAGCCUGGGAGUGAGAAUUCAUCUAUUGGCGGUGGGAGUCAGAGUAUCCUGUCUUCAUUGCAAGGUUUGGAAUUCAUCGAGGCAGUUCAGGUUGUGCGUGAACACUUUAUUGCGAAGCCUUGCUCCUAUGGGGUUGAUAGUAUGAUUGGUGCUGAGUUGCGGAAUUGGAUCUUCAAGGAGCUGGGUCUGGAUAUCUCUUUCCAACAGCUGUUGGGUCCGAGUUUGACGAUCACCAAGUUUGCAGAGGAUAUUUGUGCCAAAGCAUGGGAGUACAAGGGUGAUAUAGUGGGACAGCACUGUGGAUCUGUACACAAAGGAAAUUGUAAGAGAAAGGAAGCUAAUCCUAGUGUCCCCAACAGCAGGUGA